This is a messenger RNA of Cadophora gregata, 2764 nucleotides long. RefSeq lists its product as uncharacterized. NCBI's taxonomy places the organism in Eukaryota, Fungi, Ascomycota, Leotiomycetes, Helotiales, Ploettnerulaceae. The record is from RefSeq and is a predicted model, not a curated record. The coding region runs from base 206 to 2359 and encodes 717 amino acids. The transcript is spliced from 4 exons.
UCCACGACCUCCUCACUGCCACGACGACCACCACUCAACCACCACCCAUCCACGCCCUCAUCACGACUCCAUCGCUUCGGCCGCACCUAGUCCACGCCAUUGAUGAGUAGUACUUGACCUCCGAGUCCCAGGUCCUCAGCUGGUGGAUUGGGCGUCACAACAAAAGGAGCAACUAAAGUCUCGGCAUUGCGGGAGAAGAGUGGAAAUGGCUGGUCCUGAUCGUCGGUCGUCGACGGGAGUCGACAGGAGAAUAUCGACACGCUCUUCCAUCCUGCCUCAACAGAGGACGUCGAUGCAAUUCGAUGACAACGAGAUUGAUGACGAUUAUGAUUUACAGGCGAUGGGAAUAUCGGAUGGCUUCCGUCCGCACGGUGCAAUGACAGGUCACAGUCGAAUGUCGUCUCAUGCCUCACAACAUCUCACAAACGGACGGAGAACACCCCCGCCUCGACCCUCGAGUACGACAAAGCCCCAGGCAAUGGAUACAUUUGCUUUGCGUCACGAUGGGGGAAUGGGGGCCAGCGUCAGGAGGAGUUCAACGGCUGCAACGAAUUUCAACGCUCCAGCCCCGACCAGAUCAUCAAGUGUGUCCACAGACAUGCCGUAUAUCAGGCCAGAAAGUCCCUAUCGCGGACCUUCUGGUCCAUCUCACCCAUAUCAAAUGUACCCGCAAGAGUCACGCUUGGCUAGGACAGCUAGCAUAGCAACGACUUCGACGGUACCAGUUCCAGACAGGCCAUACAACGGCCCUGGUGGCCCGACGCAUCCGUACGGAAUGUACCCUCAAAAUACAGUACCUGAAGCAGAAGCAGCGGAUGAACCUAGUCCAUUGGCGCCUGUUCCAGUCGGGUUCCCUGGUUUAAAUAAUAAUUAUCAACGUCGACUAGGUCCGGAGGGCGAAGAGAUUGCCGACAUGAUAGGACCAGAUGGACACACCGAGCAGCUUCCUCCAUAUACCAAAUAUCCGGACGAAGCAUUUGCCAGGAAAACACGGCCGACUGUAGCAAUUCCGGUCGCUGGCGCUGGAGGAAUGGGUCUUGCCACGCGAAAUCCGGAAUUCGCUUCCCGGGAGGAUCUCAACUCUCCCUCCCGACAGUCUACACGUACCUUGAACUCCGCGGUUAGCGAACAUCAAGUAAACAUGGCUGCUAUUCAAAUGUCAGAGAAGCCGGAAUUGAAGAAAUGGCAAAGGACAGCACGGAAGAAGAUCUGUGGUAUCGUUCCUUUGUGGGUAAUGAUCCUCGUUGUACUGGUUUUCAUCAUGUUCGGAAUCAUUCUGGGAACUGUGCUCGCAGUAUUGAAGCCCAAGCAUCCGAACAACAAACGCCCUCCAGGCAAAAGCCCACAAAGUAUUAUCGUAACAACUAUGACUACUACCUUUGAUGCCACACCUCUUACUGCCGCGCCCACAGGCUUGCCAGAUCUCCCCACUGGAACGUUCGCGUUACCCAUCUCAGCUCCUUCGGCUAUUCAAAACAGUUGCUUAUCCAACACAGAACAGAGUGCAGCAUGGAGCUGCUCGAUACCCUUGACACCGUACACUAUCGUGGUGACUCCAUUGGUUGGCGCCGGUGAACUCGCGAAUAACGAAGUCAGUUUGAGCCUUGGCAACAACACAUUCGGUGACUAUUACGCCUUUGGCACACAGCCCCCGAUCCUAAACCAGGACCAAGUCCUGAAUCUAGUAACUGAUUCCCAAGAGCCCGGGAAAGGUCCUGCCUGGUUCUUUGAGAUGCCCUACAACAAGGUUGUUAUCUUGCCAGAAAUUGCUCUUACUGCCCCUGGCGCAGUCAGUAAGCGGGGGUACGAAGCGAAAGAAGACGGUAAAUCUUCAGGGGGCUUCAUGCGAAAGAAUGUUGCACAGCCUGGAGACAGGCCUUGGUUCUGCUUCUGGAAUGGUACUUUACUCGAGGCGUUUAUAUACGUCAACCUGACCAGCAGUGCAGGUCGAUUGGCCUCCACAUCUCCAGCCUCUGCUGUAGCUUCUCUCACCAGCUCCUAUGACGGUUCAGUACCAUCUGCAACAGCCGCCCCGUCGUCCGGCUCGUCUGGAUCUGGCACCACCCAGCAAUUCAGAUUCCCUCCUGCGUACCCAAAUGUUCUAAAGAUUGAGGAGCGUCGAAUCCCAGGCCCGCAAGAAAUCCCGCCAUACUGCGUCCAGCACAUCAUUGAUGACUACGGAGCAGCAACAGUCGCAACAAACAGCACCGGGCAGCCCGUAAUAAUCUACCUCAACGAGACGGAUUCCUCCGUCGCCUCCGAGAUGGAAUCGAAGCGCGCUUACCUUGAUCAAGAGUCCGGGAUAAGCACACGGGAUCUCGACUCAGUAUCCUGUGGCUGUGUAUGGUUAUGGACAUGAAAAGCUGGCAUAUUAUAGUGUUACACUUUCUGUCCGUCUUGGUUUCUCUGGUGUCUGGUCGGCGUUUGGAUUGGGAUAAAAUGUACAGCUUUGUUCGGCUUUGCAUUCGGCGUUUUGGGCUAUCAGGCUUGGAAGAUACAGCUUUUGUUACCUCUUGUGCUUUUUGGGGCGAUUUAUCUGAUCUGGAAAGGAAGGCAUUCUCGUUUUCCAAGCUAGCAAGCAAGCACCGGCGGCCUAGUUGAAGAUUUAAAAGCACUGGCGUGCGUGCUCUCGUAUGAAUUCAUUUAGGGUAGGAUAGGAUAUUGCGGUUUGGGUUGGUGGAUGAUCUGAUGAGAGGGAUGGCGGUGGCAUGGUAAUUGAUAUGUAUUUAGCGAAUCAUGAAUCAAAAAACUAUUUGGACGUCUG